AUGACCUUGGCAGGUGAUACACAGUUUGAAUGUAUCCGUAUACCGACCAAAGAUUAUGGUUUUGACACCGACGGUGACAUGUUUGUCCUAGAUUCCAGCGGUGAACGAUGGACAUUAGACCCUGCUGUACUAACCGAAAACUCUAACCCCAAAAUGCUCUCCAAUGCUCCUCCUUGCAAGACUUCUAAAACAUUUAACAAAGGUGACCUCGUGUUGAUCUGCAAUGACUCCGACGAACUUGAAAUUCUGCAAGGUGAUCUUUGGAGGGAUGGAAUGGCCUUGACAAGAGGAAAAAUUGGUUCAAUAACGGAUAUAAUCAGCAAUGGACUUGGAGUAACCUUACCUAUGAAGGGUUCUAUGAUGCAUUGUGUAUAUAAGCCAGAAGCCGUUACGUUAUUGAAUUAUGAUCCAACAAACAGGCAUCAGGAAGAAAUAAAAAGUAACUACAUGGCAAGUUAA
Messenger RNA from Dreissena polymorpha, 459 nucleotides. Its product is annotated as E3 ubiquitin-protein ligase mind-bomb-like. The coding region runs from base 1 to 459 and encodes 152 amino acids. NCBI's taxonomy places the organism in Eukaryota, Metazoa, Mollusca, Bivalvia, Myida, Dreissenidae. The transcript has 5 exons. The record is from RefSeq and is a predicted model, not a curated record.